Pseudocercospora fijiensis CIRAD86 is the source of this 306-nucleotide messenger RNA. RefSeq lists its product as uncharacterized. Lineage: Eukaryota; Fungi; Ascomycota; Dothideomycetes; Mycosphaerellales; Mycosphaerellaceae. The transcript has a single exon. The record is from RefSeq and is a predicted model, not a curated record. The coding region runs from base 1 to 306 and encodes 101 amino acids.
AUGGCCUGUCCAAUGCCGUCGUCAAAGCCCAGAAAUCCCAAAGUCGAAGGUGAAGCCCAUGGACUGAAGACCAUGCGCGUCUUGAAAGAUCCGAGCGAGAUCGAGACUCUCCUGGCGGCUGUCACGCAGGCGGCGGCGGCGGUCUCCAGCACUCCGGCUCGCGAGAUGUCCCUGGCGUCGGCGAAACAAGAGCAGAAAGUUGGACGAGGGAGCCAGCAGAUCGCGCUCUCUCGGUCGGUCCAAGUCUUGGCGUGCAAUGAGAAGGGUAAAGGUGGUUCGCAGACGGGAGGACAGCGUUGUUGGUGA